AUGGAGUUCCACAUAACGCAUUUGAGUAAUAUCAAUACAACGAAUUCAUCGGAUCGGAGCUACCUAUUGACAUAUCCUCCUUAUGCUGAACAUUCUCCGGGAAAGUUUGCAGUUUACAUGUUCUUCGCUGUAACAUUCUGCAUUUUAGGAGUAUUUGGAAAUAUACUUGUCAUUGUAUCAAUUGUUCGUGAAAAGAUUUUACGAGUUCCUGAAAAUAUGUUUAUUGUUUCACUGGCUGCGUCUGAUAUACUCGUCUCUGGAUUCGUGCUUCCGAUUGGAAUUGCAGGAGUGGUGUUAGGAGAGCAGUACUUCCACGACAGAGUCAAGUUUUGUGAGUUCUUAGGGGGUGUCUGCUGGAUCUCGUGUAUCAGCGCAUAUCUAAGUGUGACGGGGUUGGCAAUAAACAGAAUGAUAUUGGUAUGGUUCCCAAAACUGUACAUACGUAUUUUCACAUGGAAAACGACGCCUAUCAUCGCGUUUGUCCCUUGGCUCUUGACCCUCCUCAGUCUUAUUCCCAUGUUGACUGACUGGGCAGAGUUGGAAUAUGACCCUGAGAGUAUGGUAUGCCUGUUUGACGUGGAUUUCCUACCUACUAAUAUGUACGUAUUCGUAUUUUUGCUGGUAUCACUGCUGACCAUAUUCAUAUCAAUUAUAAUGACAGCCGCCAGGAUAAAGAAAAUUAAAGAAAUGAAAUAUGAGUUUGCUGCCAUAGCCCCAAAUGUGUUGUUGAUGAGCGACUUCCUACCUGUUCCUCAGGAAGAACACGUACACAAAACGGUUCUGCGAGUUCCUGAAAAUAUGUUUAUCGUUUCAUUAGCUACUGCAGACAUAUUGGUCGCAGGACUGGUGCUUCCAUUUAGCAUAGCGGACUGGACUAAUUUGGAAUACGACCCAGAGAGUAUGAUCUGUUUGGUGGAUGUGGACUACGUUCCUUCUAACAUGUAUAUCUCUGUAUUCCUUCUGAUUCCAAUAUUUGCCACAUUCACGGCCGUCGUCAUGACGGGUGUCCGAGUGAAAGUAAUAAAAGGAAAGAAACAGGAUUUCGCCGUGAUCGCUCCUAAUGUUCUCUUGAUGAGUACUUUCCUUCCUGCCCCUGAGGAAGAACAUUUGCACAAUACCGUGGAUGAGAAGUCAGAAGAACUCCAACAUUACCUGAACUAUGUGAUGAUCACUGUGAAGAUGCUCUCAUGCCUUUUUGCGGCGUUCUUCAUUUGGACCCCAUUUGUAAUUGGCCUUCUGUCGCAUCAUAUUGUCAAUUAUGGAAGAGAUUUCUUGGCCUUUGCUAACCUACUUGGCCAUAUGCAACCAGGAUUGGAUUGUAUUUGUUAUAUCGUUGCGAACAAGUACUUCAGAAUAGGCUACAAGAAUCUUAUUUUGCUAGUAUUGCGUUGCAAAGCAAGGAAAGCAACGCAGUAGCAGUAAUGAUUAACUAUAUAUCAAGGUGGCAGAAAAGUUACAGUGCAGCUAAAGCGUGUAAAAUAUUUGACGCAAAAUUUUCAAUUCUCUCUUGGUUUCAUUCUGGACCAGUGUUUAUGCACUUUGCUACUCUAUGUGAGAACAUUGUCGCUGAACAGUUCACUAAUGUGCUGAUAAUAUGGACAAUGAAGAAAUAUUCGAAGUAAAUUAAAUAACAUGCUAUCCGACCAGUUGUCACAUUUUAAACUAUAUUUUAUAUUAGGCCCAGAAUGAACUUGUGCAAAAUAGAGCUUCAGUCUAUGGUUCGAUCCUUGGUGAUUUCUAAAUUACCUGUUCUGCACUGAGGUACCAAUACAACGUUGGAAAGUCGAGAGUGUCAGAAUCUAACAUCCAUUCAAAUUUUCACUGAAUUCAAAAUUAGAUAUUAAUCCUUUCAUCACCAAGGGGUAAAAUUAAUAAAUAAUGC
Owenia fusiformis is the source of this 1882-nucleotide messenger RNA. The record is from the annotation of a GenBank genome assembly. Lineage: Eukaryota; Metazoa; Annelida; Polychaeta; Sabellida; Oweniidae.